Nymphalis io (European peacock) is the source of this 1570-nucleotide messenger RNA. RefSeq lists its product as uncharacterized. NCBI's taxonomy places the organism in Eukaryota, Metazoa, Arthropoda, Insecta, Lepidoptera, Nymphalidae. The record is from RefSeq and is a predicted model, not a curated record. The transcript is spliced from 8 exons. Bases 206 to 1243 code for a protein of 345 amino acids.
AGUGUAUGCAACGUAUAGGCCAACGAAGCUCUUGUGAUCUCGGAGUGUAUAUAGCCGUCUCUAUCCAGCUGCACAAUUGUUCUCUUUCUGUAGCCUCCCCCUACCCUGACUUAAGUUUUCGAGGUCCAUUAGACUACUACUGCGACAUCUUGACAGGGUAACAUUGUGUCUACAGCACAAAACGAGCACGACAUAAAUCGCCAAAAUGUUUAAAAAUCAUUUAGAAAUGAUUGGCAGAAAUGAGACGCCAUCGAAGAAAGCCAGAUUUUGGCAAUCCUUCGUGCGUUCUCUAAAAGGAUCGGAAGAUAUCAGAGCCGAGGAAAGGUACAGGCCGUCGCGCCGCAGCGUAUUCCCAGAGCUAUUGUCAACCUACCCCUACAGCAAAUCUAUCUACGACGACCCCGUUGGCGCCGCUGAGAGGAUCGCCGUGCCCGGAUACCGCUACCUCCCAGUACACCGCGAAGUAUACGGAUACUCCCCGCGCCCUAUCUACGCUCACAACUACCCACGAUCCCUGGAACAGUACAGGCCAAUUUACCACGUGCCGAGACGUGUGCGACGAGGCGUUGACCCGUUCGACUCUCACAAGGCGUGGCAGGACCACCUCGACAGACUGGCUGCCAUCGAUCGCUUGUACCCCUCUCGCUACGGCCUUUACUUGAAGGACCGGGCAUACCCCAUCACCGACUUAUCCGCUCCCAUCGUCGACCCUCUCUCGUCUAAGAGCCUUAAAGGCAUCGAAUAUGAACCCGACUCCAAACCUCACUGGGGAACAGGAGCGUGGCCAUCGAGGAUUUCGGACGUAUUCAAAAAGGACCCAUUUUUUGCGGAUGCCGAAAAAUGGGCCGAUUUUGACCGCACGCUCCGAGGGAGAUCUCCCACACCUGUGAAGCCGAGGAUUAGUCCACCGCGAGACUGUGAGGUCGCAUUCGAUGCCGACGGUGCACCGCUAUACAACGCCGGCGGACUGCGACGCAGGCCUUGGGCCGACAUUUUCAACCCGAGCCCAUCCUUGCCUAUCUCGGCGAUCACGAGAGACCCCUUCUGGUACGACUGGCCGGAGCUGAGACCCAUGGCACGAUGGGAUCGCAGCCCAUCCUACAUCCGUGACUCGUACCUCUCGCCUGUCAAACGCACCUUCCUCUGGGACAAACACCCGAUGAGGCCUUUAGAUCUAAUGGUCUACGACAGGUUCACAGUGGACGAUUUGAGCAAGACUUUACCCUUCAUUCGUAGUCUGUAAUACAAGCAUCUGGUAUCUCUUCAAUGGCUGCUGCUUUCUAAAGGGCCUGUCAUCGAACCCUACUUCUUAAGUUAAACUUUACAAAGCCUAUUAUUAAAUUUACUUUAUAAUUGUUUUCCUGUAUCAAUAAUGACUAUGUUACAUAAAGUGUUAAAUGCAAAUAAAAUAUCUGGUAUAAAUUUCUUCAAGCUCUUAAAGACUGCUAUAACAUAGUCACUGCCAUGAAAAUGAACUUUGUUACAAUAAUUUGUUUUUAUUAUUAUUAUUAAUAUUUUUAUGUACUUCAAACAAAACAAGAAAAAAUCAAUAAAAAACAAAAAGCCUAAA